AUGUGGGUCAACUGCAACGCUGCUGGUGACUCCAACGCGCCCCUCCCCGAUCUCAUCGAACUAGGUAUUCCUAAGCUCAGAGCCAGCCCCAGGUCCUCCUCCCCCCCCCGCCCCCGUCCCGUCCGCCCUCCUGAAAUCAUCUUCGACCCUGCGCAAUCGUACGACCUCCCCGAUUCCGACUCCAUCGUCCGAGAUUUGAGUACUAUCGACGCCAUCCUCUGUUUCACUAUUCCAUCACAUGCAAAGUACAACCCUGUUUUCGUGAGCUCCGCGGGUACGCUCGGUCCUCAACGGCCCGGCGUGUCUCAUCCUGACGAUGCCCUCCACCCCCAAAUCCACAUCGAUGGCCUGCCAAUUUAUGUAGUCCAUCUCCCCAACUCCCAGAAAUACCCCAAGGCGAGGGCAGAUGUCUACGGGGAUAGACCAUUGAGGAGGAGGGAAAGCCGAGGAUGCUUUUCCCAGGACACAACCAACCCACAACCUCGCCCCGCUCCUCACGAACCUAGGGCUCCUCGUGGCAUUUUCUCGAGGUCUCCUCUCUCCCUCCCCACACCCAUGUCAUCGGUCCCUCGUCCCCUUCAAUCCUUCGUAAAUCGUUUCCCCCCCGUCCUCCUCCCCGCGUCCGUCCGUCGCCCGGUCAGACCCGCCGAUCUUCUCUUGGUCGGCCUCUGCCGGCGGCUCGCUCCUCCUUGCUUCCCCGUCCCAAGCAGUGCCCCGUGCGGUGCGACGUGCCCUGGCCCCGUCACCUGUCACUCAUCCCAGCUAGGAGCCGUCCACGCGUUUGUGCCAUUGGCCGACCGCUCUCUGCUUUUCCCUCCUCCUCCCAUCGUAUUUUCCUUCUGCCUCCAGCCUGACUCUUCUUUAGCCUACGCCGACUCCGAGUCCGAGCAGGAGUCUCCAUCGCGUGCCACUGCCACUGCCACUGCCACCGCCACCGCCAAGUCUCCGUCCGAAAUCCUCUCCGGCGUGUACCGGGGCAUCAAAAAGUUUACCCCCUCUCGAGAAGAAAGCCUACGAAAGCCGUCCUUGCUCGGCCUGAGAAGUGUCACUCCCUCUAACAGUGCUUCCGCUCCCUCGUCCGCCAUCGACGCGAGACCCCCGAUACAUUUUCAGCAUGCUCGGAGCUUGAGUUUGCAGAGCAGUCUCGAAAAGCCCUUGCCCGUGCCCCCUUCCGAAAAGCCUGAUCUUUCCGAGACCGAGCAACAACAGCAACAACAGCAACAACAGCAACAACAGCAACAACAGCAACAACAGCAACAACAACAACAACAGCAACAACAACAAUACGGGGGAAGACAGAGUGGUUACAAUACAGACAUGUCUAGCAGCCAGGUCAGCUUGACCAGCUCAGCGCGGCAGGAUGGGGACGACAAGAGGGAUAACUCGUCCUCGAAAACCAACGGCAUCCCGUCGGCCGGCCCUUCGCCUUCCGCGAACCCGACAAGGGACGGUGCCGCUGCUUCCAACGGUUCCGCCCCAACUGGCGCGGGGGCGCCCUCAACAUCGUCCUCCGCUCACUUGUCAGGACUCAUGUGCAAUGUCCAUCGCACUACCGGCAAAGAGCCGCACGCUCUGGUAGGAGCCACUACCACGAUCCUGGGCGAUAAGCUUUACGUUUUCGGAGGCAGAGUUCUUUUGCGGAGUCGCCCGAAUCCGUUAACCUCCGACUUGUACGAGCUCGACCUUAUUCGGCGGCAUUGGACGAGGCUCGAGACGACUGGUGAUAUCCCACCGCCGCGAUAUUUCCAUUCCAUGUGCGCUCUAGGGGACACGAAGAUGGUCUGCUAUGGCGGCAUGUCCCCGACAACGGGUCAAUCCGGCGUGGCUGCUUCACAGGACCAGCAACCGGAAGUGACCGUCAUGUCAGAUAUCUACAUCUACGACGUCCCCACCAAACGAUGGACUUUUAUCCCGACUCAAGACGCGCCGCAAGGCCGAUAUGCGCAUUGCGCUUGCAUCCUCCCGUCGUCCGCCGCUUUCUCCUCCCCAAAGGCUCCCUUGUCCGCGCUCCAACACAACCCCUCUUCCGGAAACCCGAACGAAGGCAGAAUAGGAAUUUCCAUCGACGGCGGCGGAGGCGCAGAAAUGGUUGUUGUCGGUGGCCAAGACGGAGCUAAUCACUACAUCGAGCAGAUCAGCGUGUUCAACCUGCGCAGUUUGAAAUGGACGUCGACUCAACCUUUCCCCAAGAGUUGCGGCGCGUAUAGGAGCGUCGUCGCGCCUCUGCCCCCCUCAGUGACCUCGCGCAUCGGCAAGCCCAAUGUGAACGGGGCACACCGUGAAGGCGGAAUCAGCCAAGAGGCACGCGAGCCGGGUUCUUCCAUGUUGAUCUACUCCAACUACAACUUUCUCGACGUCAAGUUGGAGCUGCAGAUUAGAGGGCCGGACGGCUCCCUGUCGGAAAAGCCCAUGUCGGGAACAUACUCGCCGCCCGGUCUCCGAUUCCCGAACGGCGGUGUCAUCGACACUUACUUCGUGGUUAGCGGGACCUACCUGACGUCCUCCAAACAGGAGUACGCGCUAUGGGCACUGGACCUCAGGACAUUAUCGUGGUCACGUAUCGACGCGGGUGGGAAUGUCUUCAGUCAAGGAAGCUGGAAUCGCGGUGUGCUCUGGAACCGGCGGAACACCUUUGUGAUCCUCGGCAACAGAAAGCGUAGCCUAGUCGAUGACUACAAUCACCGACGCCUUAAUUUCUCCAACGUCUGCAUGGUCGAGCUAGAGGCUUUUGGUUUCUACGACAACCCGAGAAGGACGUCGCCCAUGUCCGGCUUCGUCUCUUCGAGCAGCCCUUGUACGGGCCCUGGCCUCAACCUUGCCCGGAAAACAGGCUGGACAGCCGGAGGGCGAUCUCAUUCUCGGGCGGCAGAGGAGCUGGGAGAAAAAGCGCUGGCUAUGCGAGAGUUGGCGGAUAUGGACAUCCUCUGCCUGCAUGGCGAGAGAAUCCCGGUGAACUCGAGGAUUGUGGCUAGACGCUGGGGCCCUUACUUCGUGCAGCUCCUUCGCGAAGGCGCGGCGACACAAGAUGGCAGCGAUGCCGUAACCCUCCGCAGCGCGUUCAGGAAUUCGGGCCUGACGAUCACGCCUUCGUCCCGGAGUGCUGCCGAAACCAACAGCCUCUCCAUGGGGAGCAACGGGGCGUCCUUCAUAAGCUCGACCGGGCAGCCACUGAGCACCGCUCCGUCCAGCGUCUCAGGACGGCCCUUCUCCCCGUCAGCCGGGACCGAUGCUCUUAACGUCAACCGGACACCGACCCCUCAAUCCUUGCCGCCCAGUUCGCGACCUCGAUGCCUUUACCUUCCUCAUACGUAUCUUACCAUACAGGCGCUCCUUCACUUCCUCUACACGUCAUCGCUGCCCCCACCCUCGUCGUCAUUAUGCACCCCUCCUAUCCUCUGCUCUUUGCUGCAAAUAGCGCGGCCGUAUCGGAUCGACGGCUUGCUCGAAGCCGUGGUCGAACGACUCCACGUCCUCCUCGAUUCUCGGAACGCCGCGGCCGUAUUCAACGCUACGGCCAUGGCUGCCGGUGGCGGACGCGGCAUCGAUGGUUCCCUCAAUCCCAACUUCUUCGUCUCGGCUCCCGAUUACGUCGACGCGUCCGAAGCUGGGCCGGGCGACGCAAACGGCGGCGCCGGAAGUGGCUCGGACGCCGGAGGCCUGCGCCUGAACACGGCCCUGCAGUCUAGCCGGCCGAGCAGGGAAGAGCUCAGCGCGACGACGAGUGCGAGCGGCUCCGAGUGGGGCUCCGAGGUCAGCGACUCGGAGGGAGGCGUGCGCGAGAUUUGGAGCGGCGAGCUCAGCGCGGUGAUCGGCCUGCAGAAGCGGGGUCUGCGGGGCUUGAUGGAGGGCAGGAGGAUGCGCGAGCGGACCGGGACCAACACGGGAGCUGGAGCCUACGGUGGCGCUGGCGGCCCAUCUCGGGUCGGUCUGGGGAUCGGUGGUUCUUCCUAG
Molecule: messenger RNA, 3951 nt
Organism: Sodiomyces alkalinus F11
Lineage: Eukaryota; Fungi; Ascomycota; Sordariomycetes; Glomerellales; Plectosphaerellaceae
Exons: 9
Coding region: 1-3951 (1316 amino acids)
Biological process (GO): cell redox homeostasis
Cellular component (GO): mitochondrion; cytosol
Molecular function (GO): protein binding
Source: RefSeq, a predicted model, not a curated record